Messenger RNA from Parastagonospora nodorum SN15, 651 nucleotides. RefSeq lists its product as hypothetical. The record is from RefSeq and is a predicted model, not a curated record. The coding region runs from base 1 to 651 and encodes 216 amino acids. The transcript has a single exon. Lineage: Eukaryota; Fungi; Ascomycota; Dothideomycetes; Pleosporales; Phaeosphaeriaceae.
AUGAAGCCAUUCAUCAUCGCCACGACUCUGAUCCUCCUCCCUUUCGCAGCAGCUCAUUCAUGGGUCCACUGCAUAGAUCACGACAACAAAGACAUCCUCGAAUGGAUGAAGGCCAACGCAACCAAAUACGGAAAGGAAAUGAUUAUCGACCCCCUAAUGCCCUGGUACGCUCAUCUCUGCCACGGCUGGCCACGCUUCAAGCAGAACCCCGGCGACUGGGUUGACGAAACCAUCACCUACCUAUGGGAUCUUGAAGGCGCAGCCGGCAAAAAGGAUAUACAUGCAUGUCACCCAGAUCAACGUAACCCGACGUACCACUUAAUCGCCCCCGACGCCAAACUUCCGCAUCACAGUAAUUCCGCGCCCAUGGCUACAGCAACGGCAGGCGCUAGCAUAAAACUCAUGUUCGGCGGCAACGGACACUCGCGCGGGUCCAGUGCCGGCGGGAAAGGCGAUCCCGGAAAAGUAGCGAUUUACUGGGCCGGCGAGAAGGAAAAGGAACUUGUUAAUGUCAGUGAACUAACGCCAGAUACUCUGGUCCAGGAAAAUGGAUUCAGCGACGAGAGCUUCGCAUUUCCUGCGGAUUUGAAUGUGUGGACGCCCCCUCAGGGGCUGUUUGAUAAGGGAAAUUGGCAAACUUUACGGUUGUAA